UCAAAAGAAUUUGGAAAGACAUGGGCGGCUGUGUUUCUGGUGACCUGAAAGGCGGCAAACAAGCUGUAGGUGGAGUUGAUUGUAGGUCCAUUGUGAAUAACAAUGCUGGACAUAACGACGCCAUUGAUCACUAUUUCAGAAUUCGAGGUCAAUGUCCUCUUUUCACUCAAGUUGAGUUAUCUAUGUCAGCAUCAAACUUGCGCGAUCUUGACAUCACAUCAAAGAGUGAUACUAUGGCAGUUGUGUAUGUAAAGAAAAUGGAUGGUAUGCUAGAGGAGCUUGGUCGUACUGAAGUCAUACUCAACAAUUUGAAUCCUGUUUGGAUUCGGAAGAUUAAUGUUGCUUAUCAGUUUGAGAUUGUUCAAAAUUUGGUUUUUCAUGUAUAUGAUGUGGAUACCAACUAUCACAACAUACCUGUGAAGGAACUAAAGUUGAAUGAGCAGGAUUUUUUGGGAGAAACCACUUGUUUUCUGUCUGAGGUAAGUUGCCUCUCAUCCAUUAUUGUUUUUGGAUCAUAUUAUUUUCGGAGUUGGAAAAACUUCACAAAGAUGGAAGUGGUGCGAAUUUGGUUUUCCCAUCUCAUCGUGGUCGGGAAAAGGUGUUCACCGUGCUUGGCAUCAAUAUUAUUAGCAGCAAUAUGCUGUGUUUUUAAACAUUCCUUUGCCUUGCAGAUUCUGAAGGGCCAGCUAUUUGUUGAUCAAUUUAUUGAGAAGGAGCAAUUCAGUUUCCUUGACUACAUUUCUAGUGGGUUUGAGCUAAAUUUUAUGGUUGCCAUUGACUUUACAGCUUCAAAUGGAAAUCCUCGACAUCAAGAUUCCUUGCACUACAUUGAUCCUUCAGGCCGAUUGAAUUCUUACCAACGAGCUAUAAUGGAGGUUGGGGAGGUUAUACAAUUUUAUGAUUCUGAUAGGAGGUUUUCAGCUUGGGGUUUUGGAGGAAGGACACAUAAUGGCACUUUAUCCCAUUGUUUUAACUUGAACGGUACAAAUGCCUCUGAGGUUGAAGGAGUUCACGGCAUCAUGGGUGCUUAUGCUAGUGCGCUGCAGAAUGUCACUCUGUCUGGACCUACUUUGUUCGGAGAUGUAAUCAACAAGGCUGCACAAAUGGCUUCCCAGGCUGCCUCAAAUGACAUUACCAAAUAUUUUGUGCUGCUCAUUAUAACGGAUGGAGUGCUGACAGAUAUUCAACAAACAAUGGAUGCUUUGGUUAGGGCAUCUGAUCUUCCUUUAUCCAUUCUUAUAGUUGGAGUGGGGAAUGCAGACUUUAAACAAAUGGAGAUUCUGGAUGUUGAUGCUGGGCAUCGAUUGGAGAGCUCAACAGGUCGUGUUGCUACACGAGACAUUGUACAAUUUGUUCCCAUGCUAGAAGUGCACAGUGGGCAGAUUUCUUGUGUCCAAGCUCUAUUGGAAGAGCUGCCGGUACAAUUUUUGACUUACGUGCGAUGUAGAAACAUGAAGCCACUCCAUGCUUGAUUGGCAGCCCCAAAAAUCUUUCGGCUUUUGGUUAUAGUAGGACAACAAUUUCUUGGGAAGUAGAGGUACAGGCAGUGUGAAAA
This is a messenger RNA of Hibiscus syriacus, 1555 nucleotides long. RefSeq names its product protein BONZAI 3-like. The transcript has 12 exons. Lineage: Eukaryota; Viridiplantae; Streptophyta; Magnoliopsida; Malvales; Malvaceae. Gene Ontology annotation, cellular component: plasma membrane. Gene Ontology annotation, biological process: cellular response to calcium ion. Gene Ontology annotation, molecular function: calcium-dependent phospholipid binding. Bases 21 to 1472 code for a protein of 483 amino acids. The record is from RefSeq and is a predicted model, not a curated record.